UCGGGUGAUGUGAUGCACCCCGGAAUUGGGCUCCCUCCUCUCUGGUUCCGGGUGCGUCACCUGAGAACUGCAGCUGCCAAGUCACUGCAGCUUGACAGCUCCUGCAUUGAGCAUCUGUUCCCUGGUAGUCAUUGCACGUCAUAACUACCGGUCAGACGGUCGCUUAGGCUUUUAUAUAUGUGGAGAUAGAUAGAUAGAUAGAUAGAUAGAUAGAUUCCUAUCAGAAAAUGCAGUGAAAAUUCCAGCUUGGAAUCUUGGAAUGUUAGACUAGAAAGAGCCUUAGCAUUUAUCAUUGAUUCCCAGGCAUGGCUCAUCAGUAGCCUCAUCUGAGUGCCUUUUAGAAAACUGCGUUCCAUUUCAGAUGUACAUUUUCAGAAUCCUUAUUUUGGGGCCUGGAAAUUUGUCAGCCAGAUUUUGGAGUGGUGACCUAAACUAAUUCCUUCUUCUGCGUGAGUGAACGGAAUCCCCCAAAUAUUAAAAUAACUUGCUUGAAGUCUGGAUAGCACAUAAUUAGCACUGUACAUAUUUUAUGGGAAUAAUAGUCUUUUCUCAAUUCCAAGCCUAAUUGUGACUCCAAAUGUUGGUGGAAUGGGAGGGAAAAUGGGAAACAGGAAAGUGGCCCUAGAAUUUGUGUUAGGUAAAAAGAUAUAAAUUGAUGGGGAUGGGGCAAUCAUUGGAUAGGUAUGAUUAGCUGAGCUGAGGCUGUGCGAGAGAUUGCAAUCUCUUUUGGAAGAGAUUGCAGGGAAGGAAAUAAAUUGGGAUAGAAUGAAGAAGGCAGCAAAACACUUACUGGAUAGUAAGUACAGGAAUGAGAACUGAAUAAUGAGUGUAGGCUUGGAUAUAUAAUUUUUCCUUCUCUUAUUUCUGGUUGUGGAAUUGCAAAUGAAGCAGGAAUAAGAAUGAAAAUAAGAUUUUCCUGCUGUGGUAGAAAAAGAUUUCCCUCCACCCUUCCCAAUCCAUUUGUGCAAAUGACACUUGUUGAUGUAAUGAGCAGUGUUGGGGUACUGGAUAGUGGCUAGACUAGUAGUGGUAAAGACUAGCAAGUAGGUUUAACGCACUCUUUUCUUUGACCUCUUUUUCCCUCUCUACUCCAUAUUACUGCCUGUCUUGUGUCGCUACUUAAAGGCCCUUUGUCGGUUUGUAUCAGAGUAAAGUGAGAAUUGGAGGUAAAGUUAGUGUUUCAGGCAGUGCUGUUAUCUGAAGUAGUUGCCAAGAGGAAAUGGUAAGGAAAUGUCUAGCAGUAGUGAUGAGGAGUGUUUCUGGUGUCAGCCAUUUGUAGAUAAGGGACAGUCUUUCAGAUUGAGUGUAUGCAGAUAUGUGAUUUCUAUUUUUGCUACACAGAUUUUAAAAAUAUGACCUCCAUGUAAAUAAAAAAUAUUUUAAAUAUAAGAGUUGUAGACAACUUUUUAAUAAGAAACAGCUAGUUAUGCUUUUCAUAACUAAUUGAGAACUGUAGUGGGGCCAUGUAUAUUUUCAGUUGUUUUUGUAUGACUUUUUUCCAUAAUCCUAGUUACAGGCACCUCUCACAGACACCAGAGAAGUGGAGUGGUGUUAUGGGACAGCCCCCAGAGUUGGAGGGAGAGGGUUGUCCCCAACUUCAAUUCUUGUCCUCUUGUACAAACGAAUUUAAACGACAAAACUCCAGUUGAUUGCAUUGUGAUAAACCAGUUUAUUAAAGCAAUUUAAGCAAGCAAAAUUAUUAAAGAAGCAAGGCAAGCAAAUCUGUUUCAUUUCAUCCAGCUCCGAAGCGCAGAUGGACUGUUCUGGCUAAUCUGAAAAACAGAUGUCUGAUGCAGGUUCAGGGGUUAUAUACCCUCCUGUGUAUAGGUUUCAAAGAUUCUUUUGCUGAAUAUCUUGGUAUAGAUUAAGUCUCAAGAUACUUUUUUUUUUUUCUCAAUGUCUCCCCAUUCACAGUACAAACCAGGCAGUGAUCCUGAGCUGAGGUGUAUAUGGGGCAAGUUUACUCUGCCUCCUAUUUCAAGAUACCUGUUUAUUCCCAGAAUUUGUAAGAAGCAACUGGCAAUAUUAUCUUGCCACGCCCUGAGACUGCUGGCUUCUCUGUUAGGGAUUAAAAAAAUCAAACUGCCCCUUUUCCCUUCGCCCUCCUUUCCUUCAUUCUUACGGAGGCUUUUUUAACCAUUUGCUCUCAUGUAUACUUGGCUGAGGAAGAUAAUAGCUUGUUAUCUGUAGGCCAGCUGCAAAUUGCCCACACUGUUUGGCCUUGUUUUAACUUUCCUGUCUCAGUUUCCCCAUUCCUCCUGCCCUGGAAUUUUCCUAGCUUCUUAUCCUGAAACACUAGUCACAUAAUUCUGUUACUCUAAUGAAUGUUAUUAUGCUUGGCAUCUUCUCUUUUUCCAAAAUUAAAGUAUCCAUGUAAAAAUUCCAAGAAAAUGUAAAGGCUGUGGUUGUUAGGAAUGAAAGUAUGAUCUCGAUUCCAUUUAGUUUUGAUUUUUUUAACCUGUCUUGUGAAUAUAUUUACUUUAGCAAAUUUCAUCAAUUUAUUUAGUCUCUGAAUUUACUUAUUUUAUAUGCCAAACUGAUCAAAGCAAUUAAUCACAUAAACCCAUGCAGUUUAUUAAUUAAUCAGAGAGAAAUAAAAGUACAUUAACCUGGUAACAGUGGUAAGUAUCCUUGAGGUCAUGAGAUUAUGGCUGAUCUUUAUUCUACUUUUCUGCAUUAAAAAAACCAUGUUUUUUAGAGCACUGACAAUACAAAAGUAAUUAAACAAGAGUGAUACUGAAGCAGAAAAGGAAAACACAGGAUAGGUUGGUUCUGAAGACUAAAUCCAGAAAAAAUUGUGUUACAAAGAUUAGCCGUUAUGAGCAGUAUUUUAAGACUCAACAACUAAGCCAAGUUUAGAUGUUUAAUUCUUGUUGAUUAUUGAAAUGGUUUUUCAUAGUUUGGGACAAAGGGUGAGUUAGAUUAGUGGUUCAGGAUCAGCUGAAAAAUAUAUUUGUAAUUGAUUUUUCUUUAGCAGACACCUAAAACAAGAGAAUUGGAGAAAGGGAAAAUCUUUUGAAUUAGAGAUACUUUUCAACUAAACCCAAAAGGUCUAAAAAUGAAGGAAUGAAUGUAAUGUUAGUGAACUGUCAUUCUAGCAGAUGAAAAAAAUGAAAAGAGUUUAAUAAUCAGUAACAAAAGAUAAAGGGAAAUGUGACUGAUAAACAGUCACUUCAUUUAGGGGCACACAGUAUUAUAGUUAUUUGAUUUUGUUAUUUUUAGUUUUCUUUGUAUUAAGGCAUCUUUUUCGGGAAUGUUUUACAUUUCAAAAGGUACAGUAAAAAAAAGUAUUGGUGUAGAUCCUUUGUUUUGUGGGGGAAAAAAUGUAACAACACAUAUAGUGGAUCUCGGUCUUAAUUCCACAUUAGUAUCAACUAUAGAACUUUGUGUAACAGGUAUCUCUAUUAUUUUAAAAGUUUUGUGGAUUAUACAGUGGACAGAGGUGUUGAAGAACAUUGAGCUAAGAAAGUACUGUAUAUUGGAGAAGGAAUCUAGAAGAAAGGAAAUCAGUGGGAGAUUUUGAUAAGAUCUGGCGAGAACAUUGCGAGGAUGAGGAAACACUUUGUGAAUAUGCUGUUGCAAUGAAAAAUUUGGCAGAUAAUCAUUGGGCGAAAAGUUGUGAAGGUGAAGGACGUAUUGAAUGGUGUUGUAGUAUAUGCAGAGAAUAUUUUCAAAAUGGUGGAAAGAGAAAAGCACUUGAAAAAGAUAAAAAAAGAGCUGUACUUGCCACCAAGACCACUCCAGCCUUAAAUACACAUGAACAGUCUAAACUUGAAGGUCAUGUAACCAACCUCAACUUUACAAAUUCUGAAAUUAUAACUGAGUUGCUACAAACCUCAGGGAAGAUCAGAUUACUUGAUGUUGGCAGCUGCUUUAACCCAUUUAUGAAGUUUGAAGAAUUUCUAACUGUUGGCAUAGACAUUGUACCUGCCGUAGAGAGUGUAUAUAAAUGUGACUUCCUGAACUUGCAGCUUCAGCAACCACUCCAGCUUGCACAGGAUGCUAUAGAUGCCUUUUUGAAGCAGCUGAAAAACCCUAUUGAUUCUCUUCCUGGAGAACUUUUCCAUGUGGUUGUUUUCUCUCUCCUUCUUUCUUAUUUUCCAUCACCUUACCAGAGAUGGAUUUGCUGCAAGAAAGCCCAUGAACUGUUAAUGUUAAAUGGUUUAUUGCUUAUCAUCACACCUGAUUCCUCCCAUCAGAAUCGUCAUGCUAUGAUGAUGAAAAGCUGGAAGAUUGCUAUAGAGUCCCUGGGCUUUAAACGUUUUAAGUAUUCAAAAUUUUCACAUAUGCAUCUGAUGGCAUUUAGAAAAAUAUCCCUAAAAACUACAAGUGACUUGGUAAGUAGAAACUACCCUGGGAUGUUAUAUAUUCCUCAAGAUUUCAACAGUAUAGAAGAUGAGGACUAUUCUAACACUUCCUGCUAUGUUCGAUCAGAUAUAGAAGAUGAACAACUGGCAUAUGGUUUUACAGAGCUCCCUGAUGCUCCAUACGACUCAGAUUCUGGAGAAAGUCAAGCCAGCUCCAUUCCUUUCUAUGAGCUAGAAGAUCCCAUAUUGCUUUUAAGCUAAUAUAUAAACAGAAAACCUUUCAUUCCAGACUCCUAAAUUGCCUACACUGAUCGGAAAUACUAGCAUGAACUCAGUACUUAAAACCUGGUUUGCAAAGGAGAAAUGCAAAGGUUGACAGAGUUUGCUAUUUUUUUCUACUUUUGGAUUUUAAAAUUUAUUCUUAUAUAGAAAUCUUAAAGUUUCAUGCAGAGUGUGACUCUUGUCAUAGCAGAAACCACUAUUACAUUAGCAUUUAGCACUCUGAUAUCAUAGAAAGAUACCUUUUUCUUAGUAUUAUUGUGAAAAGUGAAGCAUAAUUUGCUAUGUAUUUUUUCAUCUUUUCAAUGUUGACUUUAAACCAUUGCAGUGAGAAACUUUGGGAUAUGUAGAAAACUGUAGAUUGCACUUUGAUGGUUAACCAGUUAAAUGUAUCACAGAAAUAGAUGGAUUUAGCUGUUUUGUGAUGCACUUGUUCUUUUUUCUAACGAAAUUGCUAUCUGUUACAGAAAGCCAUUUUCUUUUCAGUUUUAUCUGGUGAUCCAAUAUUUCCUGAACUUCUUGGAAUUGAUGGUAAUUUUUGUCCUUGUUCUUGCUCAUUUGGCAACAUCAGAUACUGGGGGAGAGAGUUCCCCCUAAGUGUGUAUUGUAAUUUGAUUAGCACAGUACAAAAACCACCAUUGCCAAAGUAGAGUUUUCAUAACUUUCUUGUUGUUUUGAGCCUUGGUGUUAAAUAUAUUUAACUGUGCAAGUUCACUUUUGUUUUUUUAAAUGUAGAGUUCAUUUACAAAUUAUCCUAUUUAAGUAAGGAACAGUAUAAUACUCAAUAUUGACCUAAAACACCUUUGUGAAAGGGUUUGCACUUGUAAGAGAGCUUAUGUUUUAUCUAGACUAACUUUUCAUAAGGGGUCCUCACCUUUCCACUAAGAAGGUAUACUGCACUACAAGUCUGAAAUUAUAUAGAAAAAAAUUAAAAGUAAUCUCUGCUGGUAGUCUAAUAAAAUGGUUUUGAGCUUUUGGUAUUCUUAUUUCUAUAUAAUUGCUAACUGAAACUUUUCUUUGAAAAUAUAAAUCAUUCAUUGGCUGUGGAAGUUUUCCCUUUCCACAUUGAUAAAUCUUUCUGUGUUUCUGAAUCAGAAGCAAAUGGUUAAGGAGAAAUAUAUGUCCAAACAAGACAAGAUUUAGUUUAAAUAGCUAAGAAUAUUUAGUCUGUGUUGUCUUAUCAGCCAGAAAUUGUGAUGUAAAUUAUCAUUUUUAAGAGUGCCACUGUGUGGAUUUUUUUUUCAAGUGGUUUUUACAUUAAAAUUACCUCAUACUGAGGUUUUUGCACUGAAAUAUCAGUUUCAGAUUUCAUGUUAAUGUACGUGUGUGUGUGUGUGUGUGUGUGUGUGUGUGUGUUUAAAGAAAACUUGUAUUUUCAAUAGUUGAUCCUAAAUUUCAUAAACUGCACUUCUUUACUCUGGUAAAACUGAUGUUUUUGUGCUUAUUGUGAAUUGCCAUAGUUAAUUUUGAAUGUCAAACUUUAUUUAGAAGUACAAAGUGUAUUUUUAAGAUAUAAAUGGUUGAAUGUGUGUACCUGAUAUUUCAAAUUAAAUUUCACAUUCUGAAUUAAUGAAAGUAAUACGAUUGUAAUUAACCUAAAAAAGUCAGUUAACUACAUGCAAUAAAUAUUGGUUGUUCAAA
Messenger RNA from Myotis myotis, 6227 nucleotides. It is a transcript of the gene BMT2, whose product is annotated as base methyltransferase of 25S rRNA 2 homolog. Gene Ontology annotation, biological process: negative regulation of TORC1 signaling. Bases 3582 to 4568 code for a protein of 328 amino acids. The record is from RefSeq and is a predicted model, not a curated record. NCBI's taxonomy places the organism in Eukaryota, Metazoa, Chordata, Mammalia, Chiroptera, Vespertilionidae. The transcript has 5 exons.